AUGGUUAACGUUCCAAAGACUAGAAAGACCUACUGUAAGGGUAAGACCUGUCGUAAGCACACUCAACACAAGGUUACCCAAUACAAAGCUGGUAAGGCUUCCUUAUUCGCCCAAGGUAAGAGACGUUAUGACCGUAAACAAUCCGGUUUCGGUGGUCAAACCAAGCCAGUUUUCCACAAGAAAGCUAAGACUACCAAGAAGGUUGUUUUAAGAUUAGAAUGUGUUAACUGUAAGACCAAGGCUCAAUUAACCUUAAAGAGAUGUAAGCACUUCGAAUUAGGUGGUGAAAAGAAGCAAAAGGGUGCUGCUUUACAAUUUUAA
Messenger RNA from Kazachstania africana CBS 2517, 321 nucleotides. RefSeq names its product 60S ribosomal protein eL42 (gene RPL42A). The coding region runs from base 1 to 321 and encodes 106 amino acids. Lineage: Eukaryota; Fungi; Ascomycota; Saccharomycetes; Saccharomycetales; Saccharomycetaceae. Gene Ontology annotation, biological process: translation. The record is from RefSeq and is a predicted model, not a curated record. The transcript is spliced from 2 exons. Gene Ontology annotation, molecular function: structural constituent of ribosome. Gene Ontology annotation, cellular component: ribosome; cytosolic large ribosomal subunit.